AAAUUUUACAGAUACUUAGUACUUGGCAAAGCAUGCUACCACUUAGGCCUAAUGGAAGACGCAAUGAUUCUCCUCCAAACCGGCAAGCGCCUAGCUACGGCCGCCUUCCGCCGCGAAAGCAUCUGCUGGUCUGACGACAGCUUCUCCCUCUCCCUCUCCCUCUCCACCGCCGCCGCAGCACCACCGUCCACCCCUCUCACCGAAUCGGAGUCCAUAACCCAGCUCCUGUCCCACAUCAAGCUCCUCCUCCGUCGUCGGGCCGCAGCACUGGCCGCCCUUGACGCCGGGGUCCACACGGAGGCCAUCCGCCACUUCUCGAAGAUCAUCGAGUCUCGGCGCGGUGUGACGCCACAGGGCUUCCUCUCGCAGUGCUACGCGCAUCGUGCCUCCGCCCAGCGGCACGCAUGGCGAAUAGCGGACGCAAUCGCGGACUGUAACCGCGCGCUGGCGCUGGAAGCGACGAGCAUCGAAGCACUCCACACACGCGCGUCGGUGCUUGAAAUGAUUAAGUGCCUUCCUGAUUCUCUGCAUGACCUUGAACACCUAAAGCUUCUCUACAACUCCAUUCUUCGUGACCGCAAGCUGCCUGGACCCGCCUGGAAGCACCACAAUGUUAGGUACUCCCGUCAACCCACAACUGUCUCGUUUUCUUUUCUAUUUUUUUUUUUUUAGUUUUCAGGAUUUUAUAAAAAAAAAUAUAAAAUAGUAAAAUUGUGUUCUCUAUUGGACUUUUUUAAAAGUUGAGAAUAAAAACUAAGA
This is a messenger RNA of Arachis duranensis, 759 nucleotides long. RefSeq lists its product as uncharacterized. The annotation marks the transcript as partial. Lineage: Eukaryota; Viridiplantae; Streptophyta; Magnoliopsida; Fabales; Fabaceae. The record is from RefSeq and is a predicted model, not a curated record. The transcript has a single exon. Gene Ontology annotation, molecular function: protein binding.